UUUGCAGUUCCAUCCUCAUGAUCAAAUUAUUGUCUGGAACAGUGCUAAAUCUCUCAUCUCGCGAGAGCACUUUGAUACCGCCGACUGAUGAGAUUGUCCAUCUACGUUGGAAAGAAGAGCCAGGGUACAUCCUUGUUGUGGAGAAGGAGGCUAUCUUCCAAACACUAUGCCACUCAGCCUUUGCGGACAACUCGCUUCUUGGAAAAAAAGGUGUCAUUAUCACCGGGAAGGGGCAACCCGAUAUUGCUACACGUGGUCUAGUCCAUUUGCUCAGCCAGGAGCUGCCUUUGAGGAUCCCAAUCUUACUCUUGGUGGACGCUGAUGUCUAUGGUCUUGAGAUUGCAUCGGUUUAUAAAUGCGGGAGCAUCAAGAUGAGACACGAAUCGCAUUCUCUCACAAGCGAAAGAGCUAUGUGGCUUGGGCUUAAGCAUUCCGAUUUCCGAAGAUUCCAUAUCGAUCCCGACUCUCUGCUUCAUAUUUCCAAUAUGGAUUAUCGAAAGGCUCUGCACAUGCUCUCGCGUCUGGGUGAUCGUUUCCCAAGUGAUUGGAAGGAUGAACUUACUCGAUUGGUUUUAAUGCGUCGAAAAGCAGAAAUCGAAAUACUUUCUCAAGCCUCUCCGACAACGGGUUGUUUGUGGGAUACUGCUCGAUCUGGCCCAGCUCUGAUACCGUACUUGCUCGUUAAAAUUUCGGAGGUGUUGACUGUUAUGUAAGAGGGGACAGGAAGUGAUUCUGGUAUGCUGUCGCAGGGGUGAAAUGCACUGUACGAUGCGGGAAUAAUGCAUGGAAAUAAAGCAUGAAUCGAAAUACUUUUAAGCCUUUUGCUUCUUCUCGACCGUGACUACGACUCUGCCUUCGCAACUUGGCUUG
Messenger RNA from Cantharellus anzutake, 870 nucleotides. RefSeq names its product Spo11/DNA topoisomerase VI subunit A. Gene Ontology annotation, molecular function: DNA binding; DNA topoisomerase type II (double strand cut, ATP-hydrolyzing) activity. The record is from RefSeq and is a predicted model, not a curated record. The transcript is spliced from 9 exons. Bases 18 to 713 code for a protein of 231 amino acids. Gene Ontology annotation, biological process: reciprocal meiotic recombination; meiotic DNA double-strand break processing; meiotic DNA double-strand break formation. Lineage: Eukaryota; Fungi; Basidiomycota; Agaricomycetes; Cantharellales; Hydnaceae. Gene Ontology annotation, cellular component: nuclear chromosome.